AUGAAAAACCUAAACCUCUUCCGUGAGGUUCCUUUCAUUCUCCGAUUAACCUCCGACGACGAAACUUUUCGAUUCGCCGCCUUAGAUAUCGAACGCAACCGUCUCUUCUUCCUCUCGUCCCACAAUUUCAUCUACACUUACCAUCUAUCUUCCUUCCAUGAUAAAGAAGCUUGGAGUAAUGCCUCAUUGUUAUCUACGGAUUAUGGCAGCGUUGAUCUCGAACCCGAUGACAGUGUUACUUCUUUUGAUUAUCUUAUGGAGAAAGAAGCGCUUCUUCUUGGAACUUCCAACGGGCUUUUAUUGCUUUAUGAUGUUGACGCUAACACAACUCAAGUUGUUGGUAACUUGGAUGGUGGUGUCAACUGCAUUUCCCUUAGUCCUGAUGGUGAACUUCUUGCUAUAAUUACUGGUUUUGGUCAGAUUUUGGUUAUGACUCAUGAUUGGGAUUUGUUGUAUGAAACACCACUUGUUGUUGAUGAUGAUGUUCCUCAAGGCCAUCACGUAAAUGGAGAAAACUUUUUGGAGGGUGGGUUUGAGCAACAUCCGAUAUCUUGGCGAGGAGAUGGAAAGUACUUUGCUACGAUGAGCGUGUGUAGUUCUACUUUUUUGCGGAAACUUAAGGUUUGGGAUCGAGAUUCAGGGGCAUUGCUUGCUUCUUCGGAUGAAAAAACUUUUGCUGGAGCAGUUUUGGAGUGGAUGCCCAGUGGUGCUAAAAUUGCAGCUGUAUAUGACAGAAAAGCUGAAAAUGAAUGCCCUUCAAUUGUUUUCUUUGAGAGGAAUGGUUUGGAAAGAAGCAAGUUUAGUGUUGGUGAAGGAGUUAAUGCAAAAGUAAAAUUUCUGAAGUGGAAUUGCAGUUCUGAUCUUCUUGCGGGUGUUGUAGAAUGCGAAAGUUAUGAUGCUAUAAAGAUAUGGUAUUUUAGCAACAAUCAUUGGUACGUGAAGCAUGAAAUUAGAUACUUGAAGCAAGAUGAAGUCAGGUUCAUAUGGAAUCAAGAAAAACCUUUGCAGUUGAUUUGUUGGACUCUUGGUGGUCAGGUUACAGUUUACAACUUUGUUUGGAUCACAGCUGUUAUGGACAAUUCCGUUGCACUAGUCAUUGAUGGCUCCAAUAUUCACGUAACACCACUUUCCUUAUCUUUAAUGCCACCUCCUAUGUAUUUAUUUAGUCUAAAAUUUUCUUCCCAUGUACGGGGUAUGGCUGUAUAUUGUAAAAACUCCAAGAACAAGUUAGCUGCAUUUCUUUCGGAUGGUAGUUUAUGUGUUGUAGAGCUUCCAUCAAUUGAAACCUGGGAAGAACUAGAGGGGAAAGAAUUCAGUGUUGAAGCCUCUCAUACUGAAAUGGUGUUCGGAUCCAUAUUACAUCUUGUAUGGUUGGAUUCACAUAAGCUGUUAUCUGUUUCACAUUAUGGUUUUAGUCACAGCAAUGACUUAUUCCAAACAUCACUCAAUAAGGAUGCACUUCCAGGCUUCUUUUUGCAGGAAAUAGAACUUGAAUGUUCUGAGGAUAUUGUUCCAGGAUUGCUGACAUGUUCUGGCUGGCACGCAACAGUUUCAAAACAAAAUACCCUUAAAGAGCUUGUUAUUGGCAUUGCUCCAAACCCUGCUAGUAAAUCUUCAGCAUUUAUGCAGUUUUCUGAGGGUAAAAUCAAAGAGUAUUUAUCAAAAGUGGGCACUGGUGGUGGAUCUCUAGAGCAAGAAUUUCAAGGAUUUUCCGUAGUCUGCCCUUGGAUGGGUGUAGCGUUGAUCGGAAGUGUUGGCCAGUCAAAACCAGUGCUUUUUGGACUGGAUGAGAUUGGCAGAUUGCAUACUAGCGGGGGUAUAGUGGUUUGCAACAACUGCAGCAGUUUUUCAUUUUACUCAAAUUUGGCAGACCAAGUAAUAACACAUCUAAUUCUUGCAACUAAGCAAGAUCUUCUUUUUAUUGUUGACAUUGUUGAUAUAUUUAAUGGGGAGCUUGACUUAAAGUAUGGAAAUUUCGUCCGCAGUAACAGCAGAAAAAAGGAAGAAAAUGAAAACUACAUACAUAUAUGGGAGAGAGGUGCUAAAAUUGUUGGGGUUUUACAUGGAGAUGAAGCUGCCACUAUAGUGCAAACUACUCGAGGAAACCUAGAAUGUAUAUACCCUAGAAAAUUGGUUCUGGUUUCUAUCAUUAAUGCCUUAACUCAAAAGCGAUUUAGAGAUGCGUUCCUCAUGGUCAGGAGGCAUAGGAUAGAUUUCAAUGUAAUUGUUGAUUAUUGUGGCUGGCAAGCAUUUUCACAAUCUGCUUUUGAAUUUGUCAGGCAGGUCAACAAUCUGGGUUACAUAACUGAGUUUGUUUGUUCCAUAAAGAAUGAAAAUGUUAUAGAGAAACUCUACAAAAAUCAUGUGUCCGUUCCCUGUUCAGAGGUUGCUAAUGUUAUGCUAGCUGGAGCCCUUGAAAAUUGUAAUGCUGAUAACAAGGUUUCUUCGAUUUUGAUGGCCAUAAGGAAAGCACUUGAGGAACACUUUACAGAAAGUCCUGCAAGGGAGCUUUGCAUAUUAACCACUCUUGCUCGGAGUGAGCCUCCGUUACUUGAAGAUGCUCUAAAGAGAAUAAAAGCCAUUCGUGAAAAGGAGUUGUCUCAUGCUGAUGAUCAUAUGAGGAUGUCUUACCCUUCUGCUGAAGAAGCUUUGAAACAUCUGUUGUGGUUGGCCGACGGGGAUGCUGUCUAUGAUGCUGCUUUGGGUCUUUAUGAUUUAAAACUCACAGCUAUUGUGGCAUUGAAUGCCCAAAAAGAUCCAAAAGAAUUUCUUCCUUUCUUGCAAGAGUUGGAGCGUAUGCCUACACAAUUAAUGCAAUAUAAUAUCGACCUUAGGCUGAAAAGGUUUGAAAAGGCUCUCAGACAUAUUGUUUCUGCUGGAGAUUCAUAUUAUGAUGAUUGUAUGGCACUUGUGAAUAAAAACCCUCAACUUUUUCCAUUGGCUCUUCAACUUUUUACUGACCCUGCCAAAAGGAUGCCAUUCCUAGAGGCUUGGGGUGAUUAUCUUAGUGAUGAAAAGUACUUUGAAGAGGCUGCAACAAUUUACUUGUCCUGUUUCAAUUUGGACAAGGCUCUGAAGUCUUAUCGUGCUAUUAAUAACUGGAGUGGAGUGCUUACAGUUGCUGGGUUCCUUAAUCUGGGAAAGGACGAAGUACUGGAUCUUGCUGGUGAACUUUGUGAACAACUUCAAGCGCUUGGUAAACCUGGCGAAGCUGCCAAAAUUGCGCUGGACUACUGUGGAGAUGUUAACUCUGGUGUGAAUUUAUUAAUUUCUGCAAGAGAUUGGGAGGAGGCUUUGAGGGUUGUUUUAAUGCAUAGAAGAGAGGACUUAAUUAAAAGCGUAAAGGAUGCAUCUAUUGAAUGUGCAAGCACACUCACCAAUGAAUAUGAGGAAGGCUUAGAGAAAGUGGGGAAGUACUUGACCCGUUACUUGGCUGUUCGACAGAGAAGAUUACUUCUUUCAGCCAAGCUCCAGUCAGAGGAACGUGCUGCUAGUGAUCUGGAUGAUGAUGCUGCUUCAGAAGCUAGCAGUAAUUUUAGUGGAAUGAGUGCAUACACCACAGGAACCCGGAAAAGUUCUGCCAUUUCUACUAUUUCAGCUGCAACUACCAGGGCAAGAGAGGCUAGGCGUCAGAGGAAGAGAGGAAAAAUCCGUCCUGGGAGUGCUGGUGAGGAGUUGGCCUUGGUGGAUCAUUUGAAAGGCAUGUCUCUGAGAGUGGAAUCAAGACGAGAGCUGAAAUCUUUGUUGGUUUCCCUUAUGAUGUUUGGGGAGGGUGAAACAGCAAGGAAGCUACAGCAAAUGGGUGAAAACUUUCAAUUGUCUCAGAUGGCAGCAGUCAGAUUAGCUGAGGAGACAAUAUCAACUGAGACCAUAAAUGAGUAUGCACACACUUUGGAGCAAUAUACCCGAAAAGUCAGGGAUGAAAUGCACAAUUCUGAAGAUUUGUCGUGGCGGUUGAAAGUUUUUUUGGCACAUGAGUAA
Messenger RNA from Lathyrus sativus (Indian pea), 3981 nucleotides. NCBI's taxonomy places the organism in Eukaryota, Viridiplantae, Streptophyta, Magnoliopsida, Fabales, Fabaceae. The record is from the annotation of a GenBank genome assembly.